CAUGCAAAUAAAAGAAACGGUCUCGACGGCAACGCGUCGCGAACAUCGGUAUGAAACAGUAUAAAAUAUCGAUGUAUCUACCAACUACGCGUAUAUCUGUACGAUAUGACGAAUGUCAGUUGUUACACGACAGCCGUGCGAUGAAAAGCGUCAAGAGGACUGAUGAUUUACCGCGGCGAUUGAUGUCGGUUUCAGCAGAAACAAAUGGAUUGAUUCUCGAAAGUGAUUUGACGCGUGCUACGAAAUUAUCGAAAUUAUCCAAGGACGCUACUUUAUACGUUGGUAGCGAUCGUUGCAUCUGAAAUUAAUUUGAUUUAUUAAGCGAACAUAUACUUAGAAGUUAAUAUAGAAGUUUAUUGAACAGUCUGCACGAAGAUCUAGAAAUUCAUCGUGGCAAUGCCUUGCAAAAAGUUCUGCUACUAUCGGAAAACUCGGUUGACCGAAGACUCAGAGUGUUUAACGCUUGCGCUGGAAAUUUUCACGAGAGCUCAUCGUUUAUUAAAAAAUUUUAUGGACUUGUACAAGUUCGUUCGACGAUCGCUUAAUUAGCAAUAAUUUCAUAUAAUGUCAAACAGCUCGUGCGUAUACAGAAAGUAACUCGAGGAAUAACUGUAUUUGAAAAAAUCAGGAUCCACGAGGGGAAAUGUUGCGGCAUGAAUUACGAUGCGGUUCCUUUACACGGAGCCCUGGAUAUUGUGGCCACAGCAAUGACAGCGAUAGUCUGUGGAAACGUAAAAAAGGGAUCUCAACGAUCUGCGUUGUUUCGUAAUAUGUUCCCUUGCGUUCACUGUCAAGAUAUGGAAGUUCUGCCAGAAGAAAUUGUUCGCAAAGUGGAUAUAAUUAUGACGUGUUUAGAAAGGUGCUGCGCCAUCGAGAACAUUACAUGUCGAAUAAAAGAUGUCUUAUGUAUUUUGGAAAGAUCAGCACCUUGCGCAAUGUCAGAAAAGUUUCAAACGUUGUCGCUCCUCUUAAAAGAAAUAAUGAGAAAGCUGAUUCGUUGUGGUCAGGAUUUAGAAGAACCGUUCGGCAAUACGCAGACCAGGCUGAUACUAAAUCUUGUGAACAACUUUAUUCGUGACUGGAGCGAAAAGAGGUCUGGGUCGCGACCCUGUCUCAGGAUCUGUAGAUUUUGCGAUCGCGUGGUAAACGAAACCACUCGACAGUGGGGAACGUUUUGCUGCAACGAAGCUAAAAUAUUUCACGACAUCCGUAUAGAGUGGAUUCUACGUCAGUCGAUUACGUCAGUUAGUUACACGAAAACAAUACUUGAUCAAAAUCUUAACAAUAUAAAGGAUAGAUCCAUAAAACUUCUCUCGUUGACAGGACGCCGGUAAAGAUGAAGCGAUCGAUCGGAGGCCAAAAUCGAAAUCUUCGAGGAACGAACGAUUCGAUGACGAUUCAAGAACAUAUGCUUCCGUGGGAAUGUCUAGGGCUGUAGACGUCACAGAUUACGACGACAGUAGCGCGAGAUUCGACGAGCGUACGAGCGUGAAGGAAAAACUAGAAAGUCCCGAUCGAACGAUAAAACAUCGAUCUGCCGGUGAGAUAAGUGAGACACGUCGCGCGGAAGCUGAAGUGUUCUCGAAGAAAACAAAGAUAGAAAGAUACGACGAUUCGAGUCGGAAAUGGGAUAAAUUUGACAGAGUCGAGGGCAGGGAUUUAACAAAGACAGCAGCUGGUACGUUGGAGGGAAAGAUGAGAGGAAAAAUAAAGAGGAACCGCGAUAUCGACAGAACCGGCGAGUAUCCUAUCACGCCAGAUGGACGGGAGGAACGUGACGAUGUUCCGUAUAAAAGUAAGCUCGACAAGAUCCGUGGAUCGCGUGGUUUACGUGACACGAACGAGGAACGAGCAGCUGCUGGAAAAAUGAAGAAAAUUAAAAGGGACGCGAAGUAUUUGAGCCAGAAGCGAUUGGAAUACACGGAAUUCUCGGAAACGGAAUCCGAAGGAACUGGAGUUCAUCGAUCGAGAGAAGGGGAUAAAGGUGUACCAGUGAUAACGGAGAAAUCGCCUAAAGAAAGAAGAAAGAAUAAAUUACAUGGACAUACAUUGCCGGAGAACGAAGGGAAGAAAAUGGUUGAGAAGACGACCGACACGGAUAUCGAAGAGAAAACAACCGGCCGACGAAACAGGAAGAAGCCACGAACGGAGGAGGACAUCGAGCUGGACGAAACGACGGAUACAGGCGAGCGUAAAGAGGCUGAUAGACGAAAGAAGAAGAAGGCAGAUGGGUUUGACAAUGAAAAAAAAGUGGUAUCUUAUACCUUCGACAAAGAAGACAAAGUUUUGAAAUCUGGUGGAACGCAGGAUGGACGCUCGAGCAACGAAAGGAACGAAACUGAGUCUAUGUUAACGAAGAAACAUAGGGACGUUAAGCGUGGUGUAAGCAGCGCCGAAGAUAAAUCAACGCUCGAUUCAGGGAGUCAGAAUAAGAAAGAGACAAGCAAAUCGAGUAAGAAGCAACAUAGACGGUCUGGUUCGGAUAGAACUGAGGAUAAUUCUAGCAAGACGAAUGGAUCUCGUUACCGCAAAAAAAGAGCGAUAUUCAGCGAUAUCCAAAUCGACGAUCGAAGCCCGAUCGAGUACCAAUUAUCAAACCAGCACUUCGUGAAGCUCGGUUGGACAGUGCUGCCGGUUGCCAAAACCAUGAGGAAAAUUAUCCAGUAUCGAGCAAAGCCUUCGAAACCUGGUCUCGACUGGUUCAGAAGGCACAGACUCGAUGGAAGAACGUAUUACGACGAUGAAGCUCGUAUUUUUGUCAAUUUUCACACCGAUGGAUCGGCAGAAGUGUUUUACCCGAAUGGAGCGAUGGCUAUUAAACUCCAGAGACCGCAAAAUCGAAAAUACGAUAUAUAUACUGUAUUCAGCCCAGAAGGCAAAGAUUGCAUGGGAGUAAAGAGGGAUUCGCAAAUUGUCGCCGUAUUCGACACCGUAGGCAACGGUGCUGUCUUCAACGAGGACGGUGCGACCAGGCUGUCGUACAACCAGAUUGGAGGAAUUUGGAGGGAUAAUCCGACGGGAGUACCGCUGACGUGGAAGUGGGACAUCUGCGAAAAGAAAUCGAUAACCAAAAUUGUGUAUCUGGAGAAAUCAGCAAUGCGCAUAGAGAAGCUUUUAAAUCUAGCAGAGAGGAGAAUAUUAAAAAGUUCCGCAAGUGUCAAAGCAUCGACAUCGCCUGCGAGUCCGCGAAAUAAGGAGAAGAAGGUCGAGGAGCUGAAACCUGUUGUUCCGGAGCACGACGACGAAGAAGAAGAGGUCGAGUCCGGGUACGUCGAGGAAAAAAAACAAAUUCGUCCCGGUGAUACCUACCACUUCAGACCGAUCCACUUAAACGUGAACGACUACGUCGGCUUAAAAAUUUUCAAUCGGACAAAUAUUAUACUUCGAUUCCUCGCUGACAAGAAGAGUAUAAGAAUACAGUUGGGCACGGUUUUAAAUUUAAACGAGGAAGUAGAAUCUUAUUUCGUGGACACGAGCCUAAAACAUGGUAUGCUAAAAUGCAAAUUCGAGGAACUGUUACCGUCUCGUUUGAAAUUGGACAGCUGCAUGGAUGACAUAGCCGAAAAGAUCCAGAAAGUCAGAAGAUCAGCUAGAUAUCGUGAACUUAUGAUGGCCAAGUAUAGACCGUUGUUGCGCGUCUGGAAAAUGUCAGGAACUAGAUGUCGUCCACGAUAAUUUCAAUUUAUUCUUUCUUUAGCAUAACGAAUUUAUUAAGAUUAUCCUUUUUAUUGAAAAUCAAUAAAUCCUCCCCGUAUUUUUAAUAAUUUAACAAUUUACAUAUCUAAUAAGGAGUAAAUUUUGCGAUGCAUAUAACAGCUAUAAUUACCAAUUAAUGAAUUCGCAUAAUUAUGCAAUUUUCACCCGAAUUUUAUAUAAAUAUAGUUUCAACGCGGUUUAAAUGCAUUCUAUAUCUGAAUUUUACAUGAUAAUUCUUGUACAUUCGUUUUUCCGCUUCCGCGUGCAUUAUUUUCUCCGAUGCUUGAAAAUUUGUUGAAAAUACAUAAUUUUAAAGGCGGCCUUCCAUUUUUCUCUUUCUUUUAAUAAAAAUAUAUCAGAAAUAAUAAUUAUUUGCCAAUUACUGCUU
Bombus pascuorum is the source of this 4084-nucleotide messenger RNA. RefSeq lists its product as uncharacterized. The transcript has 15 exons. Bases 1423 to 3675 code for a protein of 750 amino acids. NCBI's taxonomy places the organism in Eukaryota, Metazoa, Arthropoda, Insecta, Hymenoptera, Apidae. The record is from RefSeq and is a predicted model, not a curated record.